Molecule: messenger RNA, 3642 nt
Organism: Yarrowia lipolytica CLIB122
Lineage: Eukaryota; Fungi; Ascomycota; Dipodascomycetes; Dipodascales
Biological process (GO): ribosomal small subunit biogenesis
Cellular component (GO): nucleolus
Molecular function (GO): RNA binding; protein binding
Source: RefSeq, a predicted model, not a curated record
AUGGCAGGCCCUCGGAAAGGCGGCAAGGAUGCCAAGAAGGGCAUUAAUCUUCCCGGCGUGAUGCUGGACGAGCUGCGUGAUCUCGGCUUGUCUUCGGAUCGACCCCAGAGUGGCGGCAACAAACGCAAGGGCGGAGGUUCGCGAAAAGAGCAGCGAAAACAGGAGCGGCAGCUCAAGAAGCAAAAGGUGCACGAGAACAGGAAGACGUGGGAGGAGGAGCGCAGGGCUGAGUUGCGGGAGCGGGAGAAGGCCGGGUUGAAGGAGAAGCCUAUGAAGAAGGAGAAGAAGAAGGAGAAGCCUGUGAAGAAGGAGAGGGUUGAUAAGAGGGCUGUCAAGGAGCGAGUGGACACGAAGGUUGACGUUGACAACAAGUUUAAGGCCAAGGCCGACGACUCUUCUUUUCCCAAGCCGAAGAAAGGUCUUCUGCGACGUCCCACCACGCCGUCUAGUGGCAGAUCAGUCACGUUUGCAGCCAAGGAUCGGAUCCGGGAGUUUGGGCAUUCAUUGGACGGUGAGGAGGGCCACGAGUACGAGCAGGAUCCCGAGGAGCGGGCACAGAUCAAGAAGAACACGUACUGGUUCGAGGACGACGAGGAAGACACCGAGGAGGAUGAGCCCGACGCCUCGGAGAUCAACCAGCGGGUCGGGGACGUCAUGGAGGAGUAUAUGGGUAGAGAGGGUGAUUUGGACCGGUUUAUGAGUGACUUGAGAGAGAAGCAACAGCGAGAUAUGACUGGUAGCGACGAGGAUGACGACUCUGGUGAUACCAUGAGUCUAGGCGGUUCUGAGGACCAGGACGAGGAUAACAGUAAUCAGACCAAGAUGAGCCUGAGACGACUCAACUCUGGAAGCGGAACUGCCAAUGGGGGAUUGACAGCUCUUCGAAAACGGGGUCCUUUGGUCAAUGAAGACAUUCCUGGAGUCACUAGAGCGUCCAAGAGCUUUUCUUUCUCUGAAGACUACGGUUCUGACAAUGCAGAUACCGAUGAAGAUGAGGAGCUGGAUGAUAGCAUGUCUGCAGCAGACACCAUGGCUCUAUUGGCCCAAAAGAAGGCUGGUAAGAAGACUGAGAAGCAGCUCGACGACUCCUUGUCUGUGGCAGACACCAUGGCUCUACUCAAGGCCAAGAAGGGCAAGAGAAGUAUUGAGGAGGUCGACUCUGAGGACGACUCUGGAGAUAACUCUGGUGACGACUCUGGUGACGACUCUGGGGAUGACUCUGAGGACUCCUUGGAUGGAAUUCCUCCUGACGACGAGCUUGAGUCGGACGACUUUGACAGUGAUAUCGAUGAGGAGGACAUGGUUGAUUAUCACGACUUAUCUGAAGAGGAGGAGGACGACGACGACGAGCAAUUGGAUGAUUCCAUGUCUGUUUCCGAUACCAUGGCUCUUUUGAAGGCCAAGAAGGAGGUUAAGAAGGCCAAGAAGGCUGUGGAGGAGUCUGAUGAAGAGGUGGAUGAUACAAUGUCUGUGGCCGACACCAUGGCGUUGCUCAAAGCCAAGAAGGCUGGUAAGGACAAGAAGGACAAGAAGGACAAGGACAAGAAGGACAAGAAGGAAAAGUCCAAAUCCAAGCCGGUGUACUCCGAUCUCGACUCCGCGCUCAUGCGAAAGGAUGAGGAGGAAAUGAACUACUACGCCAAGAAGCUCGGAUUCAAGGACGCCAAGAGUGCCAAUUUCGGCUCCGACGACGAGCUCGACGGCAUUCUGGACGGUCUGGAUGUUGAUUUCGGGUUCGACAGUGAAGAAGAGUCCGAUCAUGUGCCAGAAUUGGUUGACGACAAGAAGCAGAAGAAGAAAAAGGAGAAAAAGGCAGCCAAGACGGUGAACAACGAUCUUCCCUGGUCCGAAGAUGAGGUUGACUCGGAUGACUUUGAUACAGAUUCUGAAGACGAUUCGAAGCCCAAGGUCAAAGAGAACCCCUAUGUUGCUCCUGUGGCUGCCAACGCAGAUUCCAGUCAAGCGGCGGCCAAAUACGUGCCCCCUUCUCUGCGAAAGAAACUGGCGCUGGAAGUUGAUCCCGAAACCAAGGAGAUGGUUCUGAUUCGUCGAAAAAUCAAGGGCUCGCUCAAUAAGCUGUCGGAAAGCAACAUUGGCAGCAUCAUCAACGAGAUUCUGCGUGUGUUUGACGAUAAUCCUCGUCUGCUGGUGACCACUGUUGUCACCGAAUGUCUACUUGAAAGCACUGCCUCUGAAGCGGUGCUUUUGGAGACUUUUCUUCUGCUGCACGCAGUCAUCGCCACCAUUCUGUACCGGCAGGUGGGAAUCUCGUUUGGUGCCUACUUUGUGCAGUCUCUGGUUGAAAAGUUCUUCACCAACUACUCUGCCGGCACCCAUAAGGCCUGCUCUAACCUGUUGGCGUUCCUCACCGAAAUCUACUACUUCCAGAUGGUUUCGUGUCGGCUUGUCUACGAUCUGAUUCGAAAGUUUCUGGCCGACCCAAACGAGCGAAACACCGAGUAUCUGCUGAAGAUUGUGCGGUUUGCGGGCUCCCAGCUGCGUUCCGACGACCCCAGCGCCCUCAAGACCAUCAUCAACGACCUCCAGGCCUCUCUGGCCAAGACUGAGACCAAUGCUCGAACCAAGUUCCUUGUGGAGUCUGUGGCGGCGCUGAAAAACAACCGACAGUCGCAGCACGGCAUUUCCCAGGGCUACACCGAGACCAAGAUGCGGCUCAAGAAGUUCAUUGGCACCUUCAGCUCUUACACUGUCAACGAGCCCAUCUCCGUGUCUCUCGAAGAUAUCGAGAACGUGGAGACUCGGGGCAAAUGGUGGUUAGUGGGUGCUGCAUUCAAGAACCAGGACCAGAACGAGUCCCAGACACACCGGGGCGACGACGACCUCGAUCUGACCACCGUUCAUGACGUUCUCGACGCCGCAGAGCCCAAUUGGCUCGAUCUGGCCCGAGAACAACGUAUGAACACGGACAUUCGACGGGCUGUUUUUGUGGCCAUCAUGGGCGCCGAGGACUACCUCAAUGCUCUUGAGAGGGUGUCCAAGCUGCGUCUUAAGCGUGUUCAGGAGCGUGAAAUCCCCCGGGUGCUCAUUCACUGUUGUUCGAACGAGUCCGUGUACAACCCGUUCUACGCUCUUUUGGCCGUCAAGCUGGCGGAGCGGCAUUCGCUCAAAAUGACCUUCCAGUUCACCCUGUGGGACUUUUUCCGCGAGCUGGACGGCGACGACGACGACGAUUCCGACGACGACUCUGACCGAGAAGAGUCUGUCAAGGUGCUCGAGGGCUCGGACAGCAAGGAGCUGCUACGAAAGACCAUGAAUCUGGCGCGAAUGUUUGCCCAGAUGACCGCCGAGGGCACCGUGGGCCUCAACAUUUUCAAAAACGUCAACUUUCUGACCGCCUCGGAAAACAUGAAGAUUUUCCUGGAAAUGUACUUUGUGGCACUGUUUGGCAUGCUGGGCAAACGAGCGGAGGAGGGCAAUGGCAAGUCACGGGACCAGAAACAGCUCGUCAAGCUGCUACUCAAGCUCAAAGACAACGCCUUGUUACUGAGAGGUAUCCAGUACUUUGUCUCGGAGAUUGUGGUCCACAGCGACCUCAUUGUCAAAAAGCGAGAGCGACAGAGAGUUUUGUGGGGCCGAGACGUGACCACCGACAUUGUCGACGAGCUGACCAAGGCCACAUAG